This is a messenger RNA of Pelobates fuscus (common spadefoot toad), 3011 nucleotides long. RefSeq names its product anaphase promoting complex subunit 2 (gene ANAPC2). Bases 130 to 2568 code for a protein of 812 amino acids. Gene Ontology annotation, biological process: metaphase/anaphase transition of mitotic cell cycle; ubiquitin-dependent protein catabolic process; protein K11-linked ubiquitination. Gene Ontology annotation, molecular function: ubiquitin protein ligase binding. Lineage: Eukaryota; Metazoa; Chordata; Amphibia; Anura; Pelobatidae. The transcript has 13 exons. Gene Ontology annotation, cellular component: anaphase-promoting complex. The record is from RefSeq and is a predicted model, not a curated record.
GUUUGGAGUGGCAGAGCGCUACACACUAGAGAUCCAGCGUUCCUGUCACAGCCGCGCUCUGACUCUAGUGAGUGGAGCCGUGACGUCACAUGUGUGCGCCGGCCGGUGUACCGCUGAUCGUGAGGCGCCAUGGCUCAGCCCGGGGUGGAGGAGCUGUCAUCGGCCUGGAACACCCUGAGCCUCGGCCUCGUCCCCCCCUCCGCCCUGGCCUGGUCAAUGGCUCCCAGAUCUGGCUCCUUUGAAACUGUCGGAGAAGGUGACCUUAAAGCUGCCCUGGAUAUCUUGCACUGCUACGACCUGCACUGCAUUCUUGAAGACUGGUUUACGGAGGUCUUGCAGACGGACCUGCAGAGGAACAUUGCCCCGGAGUUCUGGAACGGUAUAAACCAGCACGAGAAUGCUGUUGAAGAGCAGCAUUGUAUCUUACUUUUAUUGGACACAUUCCGACUACUCAUGUCUCGCCUGGACCCCUAUCUGAGAAGCCUGGAUCUCUUGGGAAGAUGGGCGGACAUGGGACUGCUUCUGGGCUCCGAUUCCCAGACUCUGCGAGACAAAGUGUACACCAUGUUUAAAGCUAUUCUCUUCUUCUCCACUUCCAAGAACUUUCAGAACAUGAUCCAGCUCUUUUACAGCCGCACCUUCAAGAUUUACAUGAAGCCGAGGAGGAGGGGAGAUGACAGCGUCAGCGAUUGCGACAGCAGUAUGAAUGAGAAUGAAAGAGAGAGCGACUCGGAGGACAGAGGAGCAGAUGAGGCUGUGUGUGCUGGUUGUGAGAGUACCAAGGACCUUUGCUGGUGCCAGUCUGCCAUGGAACAGUUUCAGCAACUCAAUGACAUUUUCCAUCUGUUGAAUCUGCUGGAAAGAGUUUGUUCCGAUGCUGUCACCACAAUCCUUCACAAGAUGAUUGAAGAGCGGAUGGAGAAGAGGUGUCGGGGGGAGUACGAGAGAUCCUUUCUCAAUGAAUUUCAGGAGUGGAUAGAGAAAGUGAUUGGCUGGCUCAGCAAAGUCUUCCUGCAGGACAGCACAGCUCCACCCACUGCGCCAGAGUCAAGCAGCACUUUAAAACGAUGGCGAUGUCACGUGCAGCGUUUCUUCUACCACCUGUAUGCCAGCAUGCGAAUCAGCGAACUAUUCAGCAUCAUCCGAGAUUUUCCUGAUUCAAAGCCAGCCAUUGAAGAUUUAAAGUUCUGCUUGGAACGGACCAAUCAGAGGCAGCAACUUUUAACGUCCCUGAAAAGUGCGCUGGAAACCAGACUGCUGCACCCCGGAGUGAACACGUCCGAUAUUAUCACUUUGUACAUAUCGGCCAUUAAAGCUCUGCGAGAGUUGGACCCAUCCAUGGUGAUCCUGGAAGUGGCUUGUGAGCCCAUCAGAAAGUACUUAAGGACAAGAGAAGACACGGUCCGCCAGAUUGUUGCUGGUUUAACUGGAGAUGCUGAAGGCUCUGGGGAUCUGGCCAAUGAGCUGUCCAAGGCAGACCCUGUGGUUCUUGAUAAUGGUCACGAGAGUGAUGAUGAUGUUUCAGAACCAGAGGACUGGGUGCCGGACCCCGUGGAUGCUGACCCAGGUAAAGGAAAUUCGAAGCGCAGAUCAUCCGAUAUAAUCAGCCUACUGGUCAGUAUCUAUGGCAGUAAAGAACUCUUUAUUAACGAGUAUCGCACCCUCCUAGCGGACCGGCUCCUGCAUCAAUUCACCUACAGUUCAGAGAGAGAGAUCCGCAAUGUCGAGCUGUUGAAGUUGCGUUUCGGCGAGGCCCAGAUGCAUUAUUGUGAGGUCAUGCUGAAGGAUAUGGCUGACUCCCGAAGAAUCAAUGCCAACAUCCGUGACGAGGAAGAGAAGCUCACGGAAGAAGAAAAGCCCCCGUUUAAUCUAGUGGCGGUAAUACUGUCCAGCGAGUUCUGGCCGGCACUGAAGGAGGAGAAGCUGGAGCUGCCUGACCAGAUUAAAGAAACCAUGGACAUGUAUUCCAAGAAGUAUGAAAAGCUGAAGGCCAUGCGUACACUGAACUGGAAGCAUCACCUGGGGUUGGUGAACCUGGAUGUGGAAUUAGCUGAUCGCACGUUGUCGUUCUCCGUGUCUCCCGUGCACGCUGCAAUCAUCCUGAAUUUUCAGAAUAAGAACACCUGGACUCUGGAGGAGCUGAGCGAUGCCUUGAAGGUUCCUGUCACUUCUCUCAGGAGGAAAAUGACUCUGUGGCUCCAACAAGGUGUCCUACGCGAGGACCCGCCAGGAACUUUCACAGUGAUCGAGGAGGAGCAGAAAGAUCGCGCGGACAAAGUGCUUCUAAUAGACAGCGACGAGGAGGGAGAUUCUGCCAUGGCUUCCCAGGCUGACCAGAAGGAGGAGGAGUUACAGCUGUUUUGGACGUACAUCCAGGCAAUGCUGACUAACUUGGAAAGUCUGCCCCUGGAGCGCAUUCACAGCAUGCUCAAGAUGUUUGUUAUGACAAGUCACGUGGUGACAGAGAUCGACAUUCAGGAACUGCAGGGUUUCCUCCAGAAGAAAGUCAGUGACCAGCUGCUGGUGUAUUCCGGAGGGGUUUACAGACUGCCCAAGAACUCCAACUAGUUCUCGGAGCCAUAAAUGUCUUAUCCGGGUCAGUGUUUGCCUGGUACACCUGAGAACUCUACAAAUUGAUUGUGGACGCACAGCAGGACACCGACCAUUGCCACUUCCUGAACGGGUUUUCUUCUAGUGAAAUAUUACAGGAUGGUUGUGUGUCUAAGACGUUACGUUUUCGUAGAUCGAUCAUGACCCGGUGGCCUGGAUACUGCGCUACAGUCAUUGUGCUGGCGCUCCGUGUGAGAUAUUCAGGAAGUUUGGUUGUUGCUUACGUUUUUUAAGAUCUGGAACUAAACGUAUUGAAUUGAUUCUGGUAUUUAGUAAACUGGUUUUAAUUGCUGAGGGUGUAAAUGAAACCUCUAUGAGAAUAACCCAAGAAACUCUCUGCUUCAGUCAUCCAUAACAACGUUAAAACUCGUUCUUUUCUACAUUAAAAAGUUCCCAACGUG